AUGGCCUCGCAAGCUGGCAGCACUAUCUUCACGAAAUACACAAGGAGUAUCAGUGCAUCUGACGCUACCUCUGCGUACAGCACCACCACGCCAGUAGCAUCUCUACACCCGGACCGUCUCCUCGUCAAUGCAUCAUCAGCUGGUUCUCUAACCGACAACCUCGAGGAGGCGCCUCACGGUCGGGAGCAGGGCGGCGAGAUACAUGUUGUAUGUAUGGGAGAGGAGGAUGCCGAGGCUAGUUUGGCAGCGACCGAGGACGAGACCGAGCAUGAGACGGAGAUUGAGACGGAGGGUGAGAAGAAGCCGAGGAAGCAGAGGGAGCGGGAGCGUUUACACGACUUGACGGGAAACGGGGUGGAUGAGAUUGCUCACUCGAGAAAAACGUGGAAAUGGUAUGACAGAGUUCAUCGUUGUAGGUUGGUGGUCAACUGGGAGAUUGAGACUCUGAUUGUGGAGUUGAGUGUCGUUGCGAUGCGCUGCGAUUGGUGUGGGAGACAUGCAAUCCGGGCAAGACCGGAGAUGAUGUGA
This is a messenger RNA of Didymella exigua CBS 183.55, 528 nucleotides long. RefSeq lists its product as uncharacterized. Lineage: Eukaryota; Fungi; Ascomycota; Dothideomycetes; Pleosporales; Didymellaceae. The record is from RefSeq and is a predicted model, not a curated record. The coding region runs from base 1 to 528 and encodes 175 amino acids. The transcript has a single exon.